AGCUGUUGACAAUAUAUUCUGUAAUUACAACACAGACUUAAUUACCAAUCAAUAUGUCGUUCGCAAGGAGAGGAAAAUUUACAAUAUUUAUGUGCAUUUUGCAGAUUGUAUUUAUCAUUCUGUUUGGUGUUUUCGGUGACUAUGACCCCGCAGCGAAGCCCAGGCGUGAAGAUAAGAGCUCUGACAGCACUAUUGGAAUGUAUCCAAUGUUCCAGGAUGUACACGUGAUGAUAUUUAUUGGUUUUGGGUUUUUAAUGACCUUUCUAAAGAGAUAUGGCUACUCCGCUGUCAGUAUUAACCUUCUCAUCGCCGCUGUCAUCGUCCAGUGGGCUCUCAUCGUCCGUGGUGUCAUACAUCAGCUACUGCACGAUGAACACAAAUUUACGGUCGGAGUCGGAGACAUGCUCAGCGCGGAUUUUGCUGCAGCAACAGUACUGAUUUCAUUCGGGGCAGUUCUAGGAAAGACGAGUCCACUCCAGCUGAUUAUCAUGGGUCUCAUAGAAGUAGUGCUGUGUCAGAUUAAUGAGUAUAUUGGACUCGACAAACUCAAGGCAGAGGACGUUGGCGAAUCCAUGUACAUCCACGCCUUUGGUGCCUAUUUCGGUCUUGCAGCUUCACGUGUUCUGUUUUCCGAGGACAUUGAAAAAUCUUCAAAGGAAGGCGCAGUAUAUCACUCUGAUAUCUUCUCUAUGAUCGGCACUUUAUUUCUGUGGAUCUAUUGGCCUAGCUUUAAUGGUGGAGCGGCUAGUGGGGACGAACAGCACAGGGCUUUAGUUAAUACCUACUUGUCGCUAGCCGCCUGCACUGUGAUUACUUUUGCAUUCUCGCUGUGUGUCGACAAAAAUGCAAAGUUGGACAUGGUCCACAUCCAGAACGCUACAUUGGCGGGGGGCGUGGCCGUAGGAACGACCGCCCACAUGCCUCUAGACCCAUGGGGAGCCAUGCUGAUUGGUUCUGUGGCGGGAGUACUCUCCGUCCUCGGAUACAAAUUUCUUACGCCCGUUAUGGCGAGUAAACUAAAGAUCCACGACACGUGUGGUGUUCACAACCUUCAUGGAAUGCCAGGAGUUCUGGCUGGAAUAGCCGGCGCAUGCGCUGCUGCGUUAGCAAACUAUGACAAGUGGGGAGAAAGUUUGUUUGAGGUUUUUCCCGGGAUCGCCCCGAAGUACAACACAUCAGACUAUGAACAGUAUCAUGACGCCUUACAGUCAGGGUGGAGUGCGGGGCUAGGACGAAGCCCUCACGAGCAGGGGGGAUACCAAUUUGCAGCCCUUGGUUUGACACUAGUCAUAGCUAUUGUAGGAGGUGCUUUGACUGGCCUUUUGCUGAGACUACCAGUGUGGGACAACCCUAAAGGAGACGUUUUAUUUGACGAUGGAGAUUUCUUUAUUGUUGCCGAGGAAGGUUUUCCCUCCUCUGGUGAAUUCGGACUUAAAGACACCAAGGAAGAUACUAGAAUUCACUUAAUGGAAAACGAGUAGACAGAUGUUGUAAGUGUUUUCUAAAGGUUGCCUGGGUUGGUGUGAUUUACGUGGUUUUUUGACAUCACAACAUCGAAUCAUCGAAUUAUGACUCAAGUAAGUUCCAAGUGUCAAAACGAAACGUUUGCAUGAAGGCUUUAGAUACAGUAAACAUACUUCAUACUAUAUAAAACAGAAAUAAAGAAUAAACAAAGGACAUACAAUACAAAGUGUCUGAAUACAUCACUUUAUUCCUCCCGAUUUCGUACAGAACGAGUGGGUUAGUGGUAAAUGCGAGGUAACUCUCCCUCAUAUGUAUACCAGAAACGGACAUACAUGUAAACCGUUUUGCGCAAUAUUCCCGAUUUAAUGACUGCAUCAAGAAAUCAACAAUUAAAUUGACUUAUUAAUUUAAAUAAUGUAUAUAAAAAAGACACACAUGUACCUUAUCAAAGAUUGUACAAAAGUGUAAAAAAAAUCCUAACAUCAGGCUUCUACAAGGUAUAUACAUGGGAGACAACUCCUCAGAGCUUAGUUGGUAAUUUCAGUGGACUGUUCUAUACGAACCAGUCAGAUCACGUGUACAUAAACGUCCCCACCUUUUGCCCUCACGACCAUAAUGUCGUGCGUUCUGACACAGAUGUACCCGUAGGUCCCAGCAUACCUGUAAUGGCACACAUUUUGCCCUCACCACCAUACGAACGUGCGUCCUGACACAGACGUACCCGUCCGUCCCAGCAUACCUGUAGGCCCACUGGCACACAUUUUGCCCUCAAUACCAUACGAUCGUGCGUCCUGACACAGAUGUCAGUCCGUCCCAGCAUCCCUAUACGUUCACAGCUUGGUAGCCCCGCCUUUCACACCCCUGUACACUCACGCGCACGCAAUUACACGCCACUUGUAAAACCUAAAGAAACAGCGUUAUUCACCCUGUUUAUACAUCGCUGCAGUAAUCGGUGACGAGACAUGUUCAGUACUUCUGCUUUGUUUCGUUUUGAUGUUUGGAACUGACUUCUCAUUAUCUUAACACUUCUUUGUAUUUUUACAUUAGAUGGAUACAUGUUAUGCCAAAACGUAUGUGGAUGGUGACAGGCAAAUCUUAUUAGCUGGAGUAGGUUUGUUAACUGAUAUAGAAAAAAUAUUGAUAAUAUAGGUAUAUAUAUAUAUUAUACUACAUUCAGGUAGAUAAACAUUGAACAUAAAAUGGUAAUCUUUAUUAAUCUUAUUAAUUUCGUAAAACGUAAAGUAUGUUAUGGAAUAUAGUAAUUUGUGGACAAGACGUAAAAUAUCUUCCAUUGAUACGCUCCUGUUUUUAAUUUGUCGUUAAAGUACAGUAAAAAUCGGUAAAUUAAGGCAAAAUGACGAAUUGAUAAAAUAUUAAAAAGAUAAACUCUAAUAAACUACUUUAAAGUAUUCGGAACUUCGUUAAAAGAAUUAACAGCUAUGGAUAUGGUGGCGGGAGGUACUAUUUUACCAGUAAUUCUGAAGAGUAAAGCUGUACAAAUUACGAGAGUAAGUACAUAAAUGUCAGUAAUGAUACAUUCAAUGUUAGUUCUGAGUACGUUAAUACAGGCUAGUUAAUGGGUGUAUAUGACCAAGGAUUUAGCUAGAGUAAACAGCAGCAUGCUGUACAAUACUUCAUUGUCUAAUUAUACUGAAUCUAUUUCUAAAUCUCUUUAGAAUUGUGCUAUUUUCUUGAGUGUAUCUUCUAAUCAUAAAAACUGCGAUAUAUACAGAAAUGGACCUUGUGAAUUUCAUGCCAAAUGAAAAAUUUGUUUUUUAAGAGAGACGAUUUGAGAAUAAAUUUAUAAUUUACGAACUGUCAACAGCAGAAGUACUAGACAACCAACAUUCUUGCAUUUUUCAAAUUAUUCAUUAAUUAUCAUACGUAAAUUGAAUCGAUUUUAUAGUAUCACAUAUAUAUAUAUAUAUGUAGAGAGUAUUUGUGUAAACAAAUCAUAGUUAUGUCAAUAUAUUUCAUUUGAGUAUAUUUGUAUUAGUGGAAUGUGCUGCUAAGUUCUGAAAAUGUUAACUGGAUAAAUGAGAUCAUACCAUACCCUGAUAUGUUAAUAUAUGUGUGUACAAUCAAUAGUUUUA
Messenger RNA from Ylistrum balloti, 3557 nucleotides. RefSeq names its product ammonium transporter Rh type A-like. NCBI's taxonomy places the organism in Eukaryota, Metazoa, Mollusca, Bivalvia, Pectinida, Pectinidae. The record is from RefSeq and is a predicted model, not a curated record. Gene Ontology annotation, molecular function: ammonium channel activity. Gene Ontology annotation, cellular component: plasma membrane. Gene Ontology annotation, biological process: ammonium homeostasis; ammonium transmembrane transport. The transcript is spliced from 10 exons. The coding region runs from base 54 to 1481 and encodes 475 amino acids.